GGCAAGCAAGCACAACAAACACAAUCAGUUAAACUUUAGCGGCACGCCCUUGUAUUUUUUAUAUUUUUUUCAGUAUCGAUGAAUAUUCAGUGUAGAAUUUUUAUUUGUUAUUAUUUUUGCAAAUACUAGUAUGAUGAAAAUACAUAUAAAUAAAACAUAAAUAAAGCAAAUAAAAUAAGGCAAAAACAACAAAAUUUGUGUACAAACUAAAAUUUAUUCUUCAAUAUAAAUAAGUCAAGUGCUAAAUGAAAAGUGUGCAAAAAAUACUAAACUAAAUAUACAUACAAAUAUAUUAAUCUUCAAUUUAAAAAAUAUUUGUUGCAGAAGUCUUCCUAUAUAAAUAAAAAUUGUGAACAAAAAAAUUGCAAAAAGAACCUAAAAGUUUUUAAAAAUGUUUGUGUCUAAAUAAUGAAGAAGAUUUCUGAACUACCAAAAAGCAACUACAACUAUGUCAAAAUCAUGUCUAAAACAUCAAUCUUGUUUCUAAGAAUAGAAGAAAAACGAAUUAAAUAAUAAAACAACAAUAAGAUUUUUGUGCUAAAUAAAAAAAAUAUUUAUUUUUGUAGAAAUAGUUGUUGCUUAUAAAGCAGCAAAAAACGUCAUUGUUGUUUUGUUUGUUUUUAUUUCCUUGCGCUCAUCGUUAAAAGCAACAGAACUAGCAACAUUACUAAGUACCAACAACAAGAAAAACAACAGUAACAUAUUUCUUCAUACAUACUCAUUUACCAUAUUCGCCAGUUUUGUGUGUUUCUUCACAAUUCCAACGAUUUCCACUUGUUAAUUUUUUGUGUUAAAUUCUUAAACAUCUCUCUAUCCCUCAUCCCUCACUACUACCCAUCCCAUACUCAACAACAUUCGUGCUCUCUUACUCUCGCUGUUUCACUAAUAUCCAAACAAAAAAUAAAAACCGCACAAAUGAAAAUGGUUGAUAAAUCAUCUAAAUUGGAUAAAUUUAGCGCCAAUAUGAAUGCUUCAACAUCAGCUGGUGCUGGCACUGGUGGAGGCAGCGGUGGUGGUGGUGGUGUUGUUGGCAACACUGGUGCUACUGGUGGCAGUGGCAUGAAUACUGGUCAUGGUGUUUCUAAUAUAUCGGGUCACUAUUAUCAUGCUAUGCAACAGCAGCAGCAACAGCAUCAUGGCGGUAGUAGCCAUCAUCAAAAUGGUCAAAAGCCAGUACCUAUGAAAUUAUUUGCUGCAUGGGAAGUGGAUCGUACCCCACCAAAUUGUAUACCAAGACUAUGUUCCCUAACCAUAACACGUCUAACAAUAUUAACACCAUUACCCGGUGACUUAACAUCUUUAUCGCUGGCGGUUAAAAUGCAAAGUUCCAAACGAACAUUACGUUCACAUGAAAUACCAAUAAAUGGCGCCAGUCUAUUGCAAUUAGGCACGACAUCGAACACAACAACAUCACUUAGUGGAACGAAUGUAAGUGGUGGUGUUGGUGGCGUUACCGGCAAUUUAAGCGUCGGCAGUGGUUUAACCAUCAUGCAACAAGGCAAUUCACCAAUUGUCAAUGAUAGAAUGAUGAAUUCCAGUGGUCAAUCGAGUUGUGGAGUAAUUGGUAGCGGAGGUGGUGUUAAUGCCCAGUUAACCCAAUCUAUGUUGGGUACACCCGGUAAUAUUGGUAAUUCUGGUAUUGGUACUACGGGUAUGAUGAUGUCAGGCGGUGGUGUGCCAUUGGCUGAAACUGAGUUGGAUUUAAAUUUUAGUUUACAGUAUCCGCAUUUUAUUAAACGUGAUGGUAAUAGUACACGUUAUGGUUACAAUUUGCCUUUCUUCUCCUUUCAUCAACAUCAUUAUCCCCACAGACUGGUCAUCUUGUUGCAAAGACGCAAAAAAUAUAAAUCACGCACCAUAUUGGGUUAUAAAACAUUAGCUGAAGGCUUUAUACGCAUGGAUGCGGUAUUACAGAAAUCAAUGGAUAUGACAGUAGAAUUGACAGCAUCCGGUAAAAAUGGUCGUCCUGGUACAACUGUUGCUUGUCUACGUGCCGAACGUGUCUCAUCCAUACCAGUUGAUCAUGACAAUAAAAAUAACAAUAGUGUGCUACUGGCAGAUCGUGUUGCUGAAUAUUCAGACGAAGACGAGGAGGCUGAAUUCAGUUCAGGCGAGUUUAACGACGAAACCAAUGAUCUUGGCAUACCCAGCUACGAUCCUAAACGCGAUUAUAAUCCUUCCAAGCAUGAUAUGCGCAAAUAUCGUAAAUUACAACGUUCAGAAGUUGAAGACGUCGUGGCAUUAGGUGCUAAUAAUCCCGUUGACAGUGAUAGUGAAUUCGAAAUGAAGGAUAAAAGUUCAUCACGUGCUAAAAUCAGCAGGACCAUUUCCCUGCAACAGCGUAAUUUUAAGCAGAAAAUAUUUGCACUUUUAAAACGUUUCAAAGCCUCCGAAGAAUUAGAAGGUGAGGUAAAUCGCGGUACAGCCGCAUUACGUGGCGAACGUGAUUUGGAUGCAUUAUUUCAAGAGCUUGAAUCGUUGUCGUGUUGUGAAGGUGAUGAUUCCGGUCCUGACAUUGACAGUUUGUCAAUUGGUUCAACACCUAAACCCUCCCUAAGGCCAUUUUUUACAAAUUCUCGCAUAAUGUUACAUGACAUUGGUGCCAGUGGUGGCAACAUUGAGCGCGGAUCAUCGGAUAAAAGCGACCAAUUGACCAAUUCUUCGUUUCAAAUUGAUAAUAACAAACAAAAAUGCAUUCAUUUAACAAACAAUAACAAUUCGGCUACAACACCAGAUCGUAUUUGUGAUAAUCGUAAUGAUAGUUCCGGUAAUGAAGGCAAUGCCGCCUAUACAGAUGGUCAAACGUCUGAUCCGCAGAAUAGUCCACCUCGUGGUGAUCAAAAUUAUAUGCGUCUACAGCAUCAAUUGACACCAGUUAGUACCAGUAAUAAUUUGCAGACAGCAGCUGGACAAAAUGCCAAUAAUGCAACGUCUGUCAGUAAUACAAACACCACUACCCCAGCAUCGAAUGAAAAGAGAUCUCGUUUAUUUAGAACGUCGAGUAGUACACCGGGUGGAGGUGGUGGUGGUAAAAAGAAACAGUCACUUAGUUUAAGUGCCGAACCACGCUCAGUAUUAGAGACAUGUUUGUCACCCACCAAUGUGGAACCACGUAAAAUGCUGCUGGAUCAGUUAAGUCGCAUAUUUGCCAGUGAGGAUUCAGUUAUACCCGAUGUGGUAACAAUAAUUAGUCCACCGGAAGCUUUAAGCGGUAGUAGUUUAGUAUCAAAAUUAACAUCACUAUUUGCGAAUUCAUUUAAACCGGCAUUUGUGCCCCAAAACACAGCUGAAGUUAAAGCUGUGCUACAAGCUCUUAUGGGCAAAAUACAGAAAUAUUGCAACUCGAAUGCCAAACCACCCACCACAGUGAAAAUCCUAUUAAUUGGCGGCGAUUGGUUGCAAGGUGCUGCUUUAAGACACUACGUCGAGCUAAUGGGUGUACGACCACCCGAUUGGUUAAAUCAUUUACGUUUCUAUAUUAUUCCCAUUGGUAGUAGUGCUAUUGCACGAUAUCUAAGUCAAAUGGAUCAGGCCUAUGCCGCCAUGUUUGGUUCAGAAAAUUGGUAUCAAUUGUGUGAGAGAGCAGCCCAAACAGCGGCUGCGGUAAGUGCUGUGACGGCGGUUAAUGCUACAGCGUUAUCAUCUUCCCUGGCUGAUUCGGCAACGGCCAAUAAAUCUGAUAUUGUAGAAUUAGUUAAUCGUAUACAACGAUAUUUGCAUGCGGCUGGACCCUGCACACAAGUACCCAUAGCUGAAGCUAUGGUUAACUAUAAAGAAGAAGAUUCAUGUCAAAUAUUUGUGCCAUUUGUUAGUGAUGUACGUAUUGGUUAUUUGGAAGGUCCCCAGGCAUCAAUAGAUCUUGAUGAAAGCAGUGCUCAAAACACGGCCCUAACAACUUCCCAACAAACAUCAAAUACCAGCGUAGCCAUACCCAUUGGCAAUUCGAAUUCUCAAACUCCUUUAAAUGCAAUUACCCAAAAUUUAUCAUCCAGUUUACAGGGAGUUUCAAAUAGUGCCAGUGGUCCUGUGUUAUCCGGCUCACCACCACAAAGUGGCCGAAUAUCACCACCUUUGCAAACACCACCCUCCUCAGCAUCCUCUCAACGUGAAGUUGGUUUUGGAGCUACUCCCCAACAAGUGGGCAGUGAGUCGGUAGAGUUACAGGUGGAUUACUGGCCAAUAAUACGGCCGGGUGAGCAUACAUCCUCAAAGGAUAAGAGCAAUACUCGGAGCGGUGAUCAAGGUGGUAAAAAUAGUAUUAAGAGUACGUUUAGAAGUCUGCAAGUCUGGCGUUUGCCACAAAAUGCUCAAUUGGGUGAAAUGUCAAAUGGUCUAACCUUGUCAUUUGCUACCAAAGAAAAGAAACAAAAGCAAAUAAUGCGUUUGGGUAAGAAAAAGGAAAAAGAUCGUGAUCUCGAAAAGGAGCAAUGUGUUGAGGGUGUGGCACGUUUAAUAUGCUCACCCAAGCAAUCGCACCCCAUACCAUUAAGAGUUUAUAUUGAUGGUACCGAAUGGACUGGCGUUAAAUUCUUCCAAUUAUCAUCGCAAUGGCAAACGCAUGUUAAAAACUUUCCAAUUGCUCUAAUUGGUUGUACUCCAAUGUCAUGUUCUGAAUUAUCCUAGUCAUUUUGUUAAGAAAAUAUCCUAGAUAUAUCUACAAUAUAAAUACAUACAUAUAUAAAAUAUACAUACAUACACAUACAUUACUAAUAAAUUUAACCGUUCUUUUUUAUGUAAAAAUAAUAAUGAUAAAAUGGCGGUUAAAGAAAACUACUCCUUAUUAAAACAUUUAAAUCUUUUAUUUAUAAUUUUUUUUUUUAGAAAUUGUAUUUUUUUUUUUAAUUUUAAAAUUUUUAUUAUUUUAGAAAUUUUAUUAUUUUUUACUCCACAUAUAUAUAUGAAAUAUAUUAGUAAAUAAUUGUAUAAAAAUUAUUCAUAAUACAUAAUUAUUAAUUAUAUAUAUUAAAUAAUAACAACAUAAAUAUUAUACAUAUGAAACACAAAAAGCCAGAUUUGAAUUGAGCAAAAUGAAAAGAACAGAAAUAAAUAAAUCGAGAAAAAGGCAUAGAUUCAUUUAUAAAAACAAAUAAAACAUGAAAUAAAUAACAAAAAAAUAAUAAAUUUAAACGAAUUUGUUGUAUGUACAUCAUA
Messenger RNA from Lucilia cuprina (Australian sheep blowfly), 5151 nucleotides. It is a transcript of the gene KrT95D, whose product is annotated as phosphofurin acidic cluster sorting protein 2. Lineage: Eukaryota; Metazoa; Arthropoda; Insecta; Diptera; Calliphoridae. The transcript is spliced from 12 exons. Gene Ontology annotation, biological process: protein localization to plasma membrane. The coding region runs from base 916 to 4623 and encodes 1235 amino acids. The record is from RefSeq and is a predicted model, not a curated record.